UUAAUACACGAACUACACUUGUCGUCUCAUCAUCUAAAAAGAGGUUAAAACUAGUGCGUUUUUAAUAGUUAAGUUUCGGUUUCUGACGAAAUUCAUUCCCGGAACGGUUUCCCUUUCAAAAUUCAAUUACUUUCUAAUAUUUCUUGGACCUGGUUUUAAACCGAAUUUUUAAAUCUAAAUAAGCUUUAUUUCAGUUGUGUUUGUUCGUUUGAAACGUGACGAUAUUUAAAACUAUAACGAGUAUAAUGUGUUAUAUCGAGUUUCCAUCUAAGAAAAUCUAAUUGAAGUGUAUGACUUUUUUCAAUUAUUAAUUAAUAACUUUAAAAAUAAAUUAAAGAAGUGAUUAGUUUUUGCAAUAAUGUGGGAAACACAGAGUGGUUUUAAUUCUAAUCCGGUCUCCAGACAACCCUCUAAUAUUGAAGGAAGAAAGGGUGGGUUUCUGGGGUUAAAUAAAAAAUGGGUGCAGCGACCUGCAUCUUGGGCAGGAGCCAAACCUGAAAUUUUACCUUAUUUAUACAGACAAAAUGGGAUGAGAAAUGACGUCAUUGGAAGUGGGACUUUUAAGGUCGAUCCCGAACUUAUAUUCACUAAACAAGAACGAAUAGGUAAAGGAUCUUUCGGGGAAGUCUUCAAAGGGUUCGAUAAGAGAACCACCCAAGUGGUUGCCAUUAAAAUCAUCGACCUUGAAGAGGCUGAAGAUGAAAUUGAGGAUAUCCAGCAAGAGAUUAUGGUUUUGUCGCAAUGCGACAGUCCUUUUGUUACGAAAUAUUUUGGAUCUUACCUAAAGGGUACAAAACUAUGGAUUAUUAUGGAAUAUUUGGGUGGUGGUUCAGCCUUAGAUUUAAUGAAAGCGGGAAAUUUCGAAGAAAUGCACAUAGCGAUUAUUCUUCGUGAAGUACUCAAAGGAUUAGAUUAUUUACAUAGCGAAAGAAAAUUACACAGGGAUAUUAAAGCGGCUAAUGUAUUACUAAGCGAAAUGGGUGAUGUUAAAUUAGCUGAUUUCGGCGUUGCCGGCCAAUUAACGAAUACCACGAGUAAAAGAAAUACUUUUGUUGGUACUCCGUUUUGGAUGGCGCCAGAGGUUAUUAAACAAUCCGCUUACGAUUCUAAAGCGGAUAUUUGGAGUUUGGGAAUUACAGCCAUAGAACUUGCUAAAGGAGAACCACCUAAUUCCGAAUUACAUCCGAUGCGAGUACUUUUUCUUAUUCCCAAAAAUAAUCCACCUCAACUUAGCGGCGAUUACUCCAAAUAUUUUAAAGAUUUCGUUGAAGCAUGUUUAAAUAAAGAUCCACAAAAUAGACCCACAGCAAAGGAAUUGUUGAAAUUUCCUUUUAUAAAAAAAGCAAAGAAAAACUCUUAUUUAAUAGAUCUUAUCGAUAGGUAUAAGAAAUGGAAAUCACAAAGAAGUGAAGAAAGUGAAACAGAAUCCGAACAUUCAGAUCCUGAGGACUCAAAACCAGAAAGUGAUAUCGACGAUCCAUGGAUAAUGACUGUAAAAGGAAAUAAUAUAAUGAUGAAAUCUGAAGAUUCUGGGAAUCACACAAGCGUUCCUCCGCAUGUUUUACAACAGAAAAGCCCUCCAAAAGAUUCAAAUUUGAAUCAUUACCGACCUGAUAAACCAACUCCUUCAAAAAUUCAAAAUGCGCUAUCCGUCGAUAACCGCAAAGAUCUCGAUCGAGAUAUGAAACGAAAAUCGAAAAUUAUACAGAAAGAAAUUGGCCCAUUGGAUCAUCGGGACGUUUUAGAAGAGAUCAAAGCUAAUAGAAAAUCGUUGACGCGAGAUAUUCCGAUUCAAGGGAAAAAUAUAACGGAAAGGAGGCCUUCGUGUUUGUCUAGUAUUAUUUAUCCAAUUAUAACCGAAUUACAAAGGAAGUAUCAUAGUAAUGGUAGGACAUCAGAAAUGUCUCAUAAAAACGCCGAUCCUAUUGAAGAACUGAAGAACGCUUUUGAGUUAGCAGAACGAUCCAGUCCCGGCAUUGGAGAGGCGUUUAUUGGGGAUAUGGUACAGAAAUUAGUGCCAUCUAUUAGUGAACAGAGACUUAAAAAUGUUAUGGAUAAAAUGACAAGGAACACAUCAUAGAUUGUCGUACUCGACUGCAAGCGAACAAAUUUAGAGAAAAAUAACAAGAAAAUAUAUUUAACCCAUGCAUAGGUCAAAAAAAAAAGUAUAAGAAGAAAUAACUUAAAAAAUAAGCUACAUAAAUUUACUGAUGGUACUGUUGUCGAAAAUGACACUCACUAACUUGUUGUCUACUGUUUUCUAUAGGUUGUUGAAUAAAAAAAGAAAGCCGUUGCUCACCCAUACAGUAAAAAAACUAACUACAUGA
Molecule: messenger RNA, 2327 nt
Organism: Onthophagus taurus
Lineage: Eukaryota; Metazoa; Arthropoda; Insecta; Coleoptera; Scarabaeidae
Gene: GckIII
Product: Germinal centre kinase III
Biological process (GO): protein phosphorylation
Cellular component (GO): cytoplasm
Molecular function (GO): ATP binding; protein serine/threonine kinase activity
Source: RefSeq, a predicted model, not a curated record